UUUAGCUCCGCCCUCUUUGGGUUUCCAAAUCCUACUGAACUCUCUUCCAUCACUUUCAUUUCUACGAUUAGACUCCUGCCACCCGGAAGUUUUCAAUGGGUGUUGUUGUUGAUCACAGCGCGCUCAUUUGUUUAUCCAUUUGCGGCUCUAUCUACACUUCAUUGAACCGAGGGAUAUAGGAUGUAAUCUGUCUGAUUUUCCCCAUUAGGCUUCUUCAACAUGAAGAGGAGAAGUGCAUGCCCAGCGGCUCCAUGUGUGUGAUGUGUCCGGGAUCUCCGUGAACACGGGCAUUUCGGCAGGAUGCUCCGGCUGUUUGCAGCACUGAUGACUGUUGGGCUUCUGCUCGCCUGCUUCACUUCUUGGGUGUUUGACAGCUAUGACACUGCUUGGCACCCUAAACGCAGUUUGGAUCAAUCCGGUGAUGAAAGCAUGAACAAAAGCCUACCGUAUCCCGGCGGACAGCUGGAGAAUAUCUUUUGGUUUGUGCAGGUAUCUGACAUUCAUAUCAGUCGUUUCCAUGAUCCGAGACGCAUUCCAGAUUUUGAAAGGUUUUGUAGUAAAACUAUUGAUGUGAUAAAACCAGAUCUUGUGCUUGCCACAGGGGACUUAACAGAUGCAAAGACUGAGAGCAAAUUGGGCUCUCUCCAACAUGAGGUAGAGUGGCAGUUCUACCAGAACAUCCUUAAAAGAUCACGAGUGCUGGAGCACACAAAAUGGAUUGACAUUUGGGGAAACCAUGAUGCCUUUAAUAUAUCUUUGGAGAGCAUAAACAAUUACUACAGGAGGUACUCUGCCAAUCAGAAAGUUGGAUCCUUCCACUACAUCCACAGAACUCCCUUUGGAAACUACUCGUUUAUUUGUGCCGAUGCCACUCUAACCCCUGGGCCCAAAUGGCCCUAUAACUUUUUUGGAAUCCUCAAUCAGACUCAGAUGGACUUGUUGGCAACCUUUAGAGAAGAGAGUCUGAGCAGUAACAAGUCCAUCUGGUUUGGGCAUUAUACCACAUCUACCAUCAUCUCACCCUUUCCAGGAGUCCGAGAACUCAUGAGUACAGCUGUGGCAUAUCUAUGUGGGCACUUACAUACACUAGGAGGCUUCAUGCCAGUACUGCAUAGUAGACAUCAAGGAGGUACGCUGGAGUUAGAGCUUGGAGACUGGAUGGAUAACCGCAGGUACAGGAUACUGGCUUUUGAUCAUGACCUGCUUAGUUUCUCUGACUUGACGUUUGGGGAUUGGCCAGCUGUGCUGAUCACCAAUCCCAAAGAGGCGCAAUACCUGCACCCAGGAGUGGAGCCUCUGGGUCGCAUUCGCAGUUCCACACACAUCAGGGUCCUCGCCUUCUCAGAGUCUCCAAUCACAGCUGUGUUUGUGAGUGUGGAUGAAUUUCCGCUGGAAAAAGCUGUCGGUGCAGGCGGACCUCUGUAUGUGCUGCACUGGGAUCCAUCACUCUAUGCUACUGGACUGCACACCAUCAGUGUUAACGUGGAGGACUCAGCAGGUCGCUCCAAAGUACGAGAGCAGCACUUCACCCUAGAGGAGGACCUCACCCCCAGCUUUGGCUUCAUACAGUCCUUCAUCCUGCUCACAGAUCACUACAUACUGGCACGGAUUGCCUUUGUGGCAAUAGUGUUACUAAACCUAGGCGGGCUUGUAGUCUUCAGAUUUAUGCACGUGUCAUCUACAAGAGGGCUGUAUUCUCAAGCAUGGAUGUCCCUACAUCUUGUUAGUAAGAUCAACACCUUCUACUACUCUCUGCUGCUUUUCAACCUGUGCACAGCGUUGGGUCCAUGGUUCAUUGGGGAAGUAAUUGAUGGGCACAAUGGGGCCUGCUUUGCUUUUGGCGUGUUUGUGGAUGGGCAUUUUCUUGAAGGCAGUCUGACAUAUGUCGUGGGAGUUAUACAGGUGCUCUUCUUUAAUAUGCCUCUCACUUAUUACCUCUGCUGGAGUCUUCAUCAUAGGUGUCGUGGCACCAAUUUCCGUUCACACUUCUGCUGCCCAGGGUGCCGCUGGCAGACUCUGGUGGUGCACCUAGGCAUGCUGGUCCUCUUGAUCUGGCAGGCCUAUUCUUGCUACUUCCUGUUGGAGACCUACGGGCCACUAGCCUUCUUCCUGUCUCCGGUACAUACCUGGGCCCUGCUCAUGGGCCUGCUGCUGGUGUACAGGGCGUGUUGGGGACCGCCUCCUCGAUUCUCUGAUGGUAGCAAGACCAACAGGACAUCGUGACACUGACUGCUGAAGAGAGGCCUUCACCUGUUUUAUUUACUUGAUGGACUUUGUUUUGUGCCAAGAUCUACCCUCUUGCCUCUCUUUAUACAAUCACUGAACUGCCAAUCACUUCCAUUCCUAGACAUUAGGGAAAAUAUACUCCCAAGUUAUUAUACAAAUCCUUUAUAUGAAGUGAUGAUGACAUCACACGUGGAUGACAGGGCCCUUUCAAACCUGGUUCUGAUCCUCCAUUGACACAGACACAUUUUUAGAUUUUAUAGCAAAUUGGCACCGUUGUGAAUCCAAACAGUGUUAAUUUGAAGUCUUAACAGUCUUUAAAUUUGUAUGUAGUUAAGCAUACCUAUUACUUUGAAAAAACUGCACAUUAUGUCUUUUUUAUUUGUGAAAGGCAAUCAAGAAAGGAAAAAGACUGUCUGAUACUUUUAAUGAUAACUAAAAUCUUAAUGGAAUAUUCCGGGUUCAAUACAAGUUAAGAUCAACUUACCACAUCCGUCCUUUAAAAAAAAAAAAAAAAAAAGCAAAAAUCGAGGUUACAGUGAGGCACUUAUAAUGCAAGUGAAUGGGGCCAAUUUUUGGAGGGUUUAAAAGCAGAAAUGUGAAGCUUAUAAUUUUAUAAAAGCACUUACAUUCAUUCUUUUGUUAAAACUCAUGUAUUAUUUGAGAUAUAAAGUUGUUUCACUUGUCAUUUUAGGGUUAACUGUUGCAUCGUCAUAGCAACAAAGUUGUAAAAUUUACUGUAACUUACACAAAAAAGGUUAGUAAGCCAUUUUAUCACACUAAAAUCAUGUUAACAUGCAUAUUAUUUACGCCUUGUUGCUAAACCUUUUAAACAGUGAGUAUUUUAACGUUUAUGGAUUGGCCCCCAUUCACUUCCAUUGUAAGUGCCUCGCUGGAACCCAGAUUUUAGCUUUAAUUGUGCUAAUUGUCAUGAAAAUAAUGUCAUAAUGCAAACAUUCUAAGGCGUUCUAAAACAGGUUUCAUUUUCUUUAUGCAAAAUAUAAUGCAUUAUUUAUUUUGGUCUUAUGAUUUUAGGGUGAAAUGUGACCUGGACAUAUGAGAUUCACCCAGAUAAACACUACUACACAACUGCCACCCCUGUAUCUCUUAUAGACUGGCAAAUCAAUACGAACCUCUCAGCUAGUUUUAAAGCGUUCAAAAAAAGAAUGUGAAAGAUGUCUCUAUCUGAAAGGUAUACAGUAUGUCAUGAUAUGGAAUACCAAGUAGGCCACUUUCUCCACAAUUCCAAGUGUGGGCCACAGUAUUGUACGGUGUGAAAACUUUAGACUGAGCUAAAAUGUACACUAAAACUGAUUUUAUAAUUCAUCAAAAGGAAGAAACCACUGUAUAUGCAUGAAUGUAGAACUAGCUGCACUAGUGUUCAUAGUCACAGGUAAGAUUACGGAGCUGACAAUAAUGGAAGUCCUCGUACUGAAAGCAAGGGCCAACUAUUAUGGUUUAAAUCUUCAUUUUGGACUUCUAAAGGGCACAACCUGAUGUACAGAAGCAUAUAUAUAUAUAUAUAUAUAUAUACUGGUGGCCAAAAGUUUGGAAUAAUGUACAGAUUUUGCUCUUAUGGAAAGAAAUUGGUACUUUUAUUCACCAAAGUGGCAUUCAACUAAUCACAAUGUAUAGUCAGGAUAUUAAUAACGUGAAAAAUUACUAUUACAAUUUGAAAAAAAAAAAAAACUACUUCAAAGAGUUCUCAUCAAAAAAUCCUCCACAUGCAGCAAUGACAGCUUUGCAGAUCCUUGGCAUUCUAGCUGUCAGUUUGUUCAGAUAUUCAGGUGACAUUUCACCCCACACUUCCUGUAGCACUUGCCAUAGAUGUGGCUGUCUUGUGGAGUACUUCUCACGCACCUUCUCUUUACUGUUUUACAUGAAACUGGUGUUGAGCGGGUAGAAUUCAAUGAAGCUGUCAGCUGAGGACAUGUGAGGCGUCUAUUUCUCAAACUAGAGACUCUGAUGUACUUAUCCUCUUAUUUAGUUGUACAUCUGACCCUCCACAUCUCUUUCAGUCCUGGUUAGAGACAGUUGUUCUUUGUCUUUGUAGACUCCAUUGUACACAUUUGCAGGGUUGGGAGGGUUACUUUUGAAAUGUAUUCCACUACAGAUGACAGAAUACAUGCUGUAAAAUGUAAUUUGUAACAUAUUUUGUUAGAUUACUCAAGGUCAGUAACGUAUUCUAAAUACUUUGGAUUACUUCUUCAGCACUGGUAGAUUUUUUCACUUGUUUUGACUAUAAAAACUCUGCUAGUACAGUAAGGCAAAAUACACGUUAAUGUGGUAAAGUUACUUGUAUUUUGUAUUUUAAAUACGUAAUCCCGUUACAUGUAUUCCGUUACUCCCCAACCUUGCACCUUUGUAUGAAAUCUUGCUUAUUUUGGCAAUUCCAAGCAUUGUAUAGCCUUCAUUCCUUAAAACAAUGAUUGACUGAUGAGUUUCUAGAGAAAGCUGUUUCUUUUUUGCCAUUUUUGACUAAAAUUGACCUUAAGGCAUGCCAGUCUAUUGCAUACUGUGGCAACUCAAACACAAAGACAAUGUUAAGCUUCACUUCAUGAACCAAAUAGCUUUCAUCUGUGUUUGAGAUGACAAGUGAUUUUCUAGUACCAAAUUAGCAAUUUAGCAUGAUUACUCAAGGAUAAGGUGUUGGAGUGAUGGCUGCUGGAAAUGGUGCCUGUCUAGAUUUGAUCAAAAAUGACUUUCUUUUCAAAUAGUGAUGGUGCUGUUUUUUUUUACAUCAGUAAUGUCCUGAGUAUACAUUGUGAUCAGAUGAAUGCCACUUUGGUGAAUUAAAGUACCUAUUUCUUUCCAUAAGAGUAAAAUCUGUACAUUAUUCCAAACUUUUGGCAGCCUGUGUGUGUGUAUGUAUAUAUAUAUAUAUAUAUAUAUAUAUAUAUUAAAUCACUGAACACAAAGGAAACAAAAUAUGCACAAUCACGUUGUGUGUUUAUUAGGCAAACACUAACAGCAAACCACACAAAAACAAAUAACAAUGGUAAAAAACAAAAAUCUGCUAUUUUGAAAAGAAACUUGUGUUCUCUGAGGUCUUUCUUUGUGCCUCCAUAAUCCACUUGACAGGUAACAGAAAAGAGCUGUGACAGAGUUUCUGGUAUAUUCAAUGACGUUUGUGGUUUUUCUGUUUUGUCAGGUCACUCAAGGUCUCUUUUGUGUCUCAGGAAAGUAAAAACUUCUAGAACAAUACGCUGCCCUAAUUUGUCUUUCAAUGACCUGAAUGUUAUUUUGGAAGACUUUUGUUGCAGUUUUAAGGCACGUGAAGAUUCCACAUUUACUUAGUACAUGUUAAUCUAGAUUUGUGGUGAACCAAUUGUACUGUAUGAAUGUUUGAGGAAUACAUGAUUAUAAAUGAGUUUGAGUUUUUAACAAGUUAUUUCAUGUUUUUAUUAUCGUAUUUAUCCAUAUUGAUAUUUGACUGUAUAUUCCAGUUGUUCUGCAUGAUUUUAUGGGCAUUCUUUGUUUCUGUGGUCAUGUGACUCAUAGUUUCACUUUUGGAAAGUGCUGUUCACUUUUUUUUGUGUGUGUGUGUGUGGAAGUCACCAAAAAUAUUUAUUUUAAAGAAACAAACUCAUAAUUACUUAAUUAUUCAGGAUUUAUUUUAAAAUGGUUUUGCAACAAAAUAAGGGAAAAAAGAUAAAGUUUUGAAGCUCGCAUUGUUUUUGUCCUUGAUUUGAUUUAUCUGGCUGUGUUCAUGUAAAACAAAGUAAAAGGGUUUCAUAUUGUGA
Messenger RNA from Myxocyprinus asiaticus (Chinese sucker), 5966 nucleotides. Its product is annotated as transmembrane protein 62-like. The record is from RefSeq and is a predicted model, not a curated record. NCBI's taxonomy places the organism in Eukaryota, Metazoa, Chordata, Actinopteri, Cypriniformes, Catostomidae. Gene Ontology annotation, molecular function: hydrolase activity.